Messenger RNA from Gadus macrocephalus (Pacific cod), 1855 nucleotides. Its product is annotated as serine incorporator 2-like. Lineage: Eukaryota; Metazoa; Chordata; Actinopteri; Gadiformes; Gadidae. The record is from RefSeq and is a predicted model, not a curated record. The coding region runs from base 121 to 1518 and encodes 465 amino acids. Gene Ontology annotation, cellular component: membrane. The transcript has 10 exons.
CGGGUUUCAGUUGCAAAAGAAAAAAAACGAUUUCAAAGAAAGGCUUGUUGUUAUCCUCAGAGCGCCAGUGAACACUCGCUAAACUUUGUUUCGUUUCUGUUGGAUUAACAAUAUCACAAGAUGGGAGCAUGUAUGGCUUUGUGCUCGAUAGCCAGCUGCGCGUCGUGUCUGUGCGGCUCGGCCCCCUGUCUGCUGUCGUCAUGCUGCCCGUCGGCCUACAACUCCACCGUGACCCGGCUGGCCUUCUCCUUCCUCCUGCUGCUUGGGGCGCUGGUCUCGGUCUGCAUGGUCCUCCCCGGCAUGGAGACGCAGCUCAAGAAGAUUCCGGGGUUCUGUGUGGAUGGGGCCAGCAUACCUUUCUCAGACAACAAGGUGAACUGUGAUGUGAUGGUGGGCUACAAGGCGGUGUACCGCAUGUGCUUCGCCAUGGCCUGCUUCUUCUUCCUCUUCUCCAUCAUCAUGAUCCGCGUGCGCAGCAGCAAGGACCCGCGAGCAUCCAUCCAGAAUGGAUUCUGGUUCUUUAAGAUCCUCAUACUGAUUGGUAUUGCUGUUGGAGCCUUCUUCAUUCCAGACGGGAUGUUUACCACAGUUUGGUAUUACUUUGGCGCCGUGGGCUCUUUCUGCUUCAUCAUCAUCCAGCUCAUUCUCCUGGUGGACUUCGCCCACUCCUGGAACCAGUCCUGGCUGCAGAGGGCUGAGGACGGGAACACCAAGGGCUGGUUUGCAGCUCUGCUGUCCUUCACCAUCCUCCACUACGUUCUGGCCUUCACCUCGCUGGUGCUCCUCUACGUCUUCUACACGCAGCCGGACGACUGCACCGAGCACAAGGUCGUCAUCAGCCUCAACCUCCUCUUCUGCAUCAUCGUCUCCAUCGUGUCCAUCCUGCCCAAAGUCCAGGAGGCCCAGCCCAGCUCUGGCUUGCUUCAAGCCUCCCUGAUCUCCCUCUACACCAUGUACAUCACCUGGUCGGCCAUGACCAACAACCCCAACCGCAAGUGUAACCCCAGCCUGCUGAGUUUAGUGACCGACCAAGGCCCCCCACCCACUCCGGCCCCGGGACCAGCGAUCGGCGCCACCGUCCCCCCCCACGAAGCCAUCCAGUGGUGGGACGCCUCGGACGCCGUGGGGCUGGGCAUCUUCCUGUUCUGCACGCUCUACGCCAGCCUCCGCUCCUCUAACAACGCUGCGGUGAACAAGCUGAUGCUGACGGACGAGGGCCAGGGCCUGACGGCGGACUACGAGGCGGCGGUGGGCGACGACGGUGUGCGGCGCGCCGUGGACAACGAGGAGGAGGUCGUCACCUACAACUACACCUUCUUCCACCUCUGCCUGCUGUUCGCCUCGCUGCACAUCAUGAUGACGCUCACCAACUGGUACCUGCCGGACUCAGACUACCAGUACAUGAGGACCGCCAUGCCAGCCGUGUGGGUGAAGAUCUGCUCCAGCUGGCUGGGACUGUCCAUCUACCUGUGGACCUUGGUGGCUCCCGUGAUCCUCACGGACAGAGACUUCAGCUGAGACAGCUGUACUCAAAUACGCACAGCCAAAGCUAGUGCCGCAUCUAAUGCUAUAGCAGCCAGCUAACCACGUGCGUGGUUAAUACAGUUGCCCUUUUAGCUAUUAUUGUUGCCUUUUUCAAGUGAAGUUAGUUGCCAAAGAAUGUUAUUUCACUACAGUUGAAAGUUUGUAUUCAUUUUUAAUCAUUUACAUAUCAUCUUAAAGGACUCGCGCACCAUAACAUAUUUGCACUUUGGAGGGAUCAAAAAUCGGUCUUUUGGCAAAGCUUUUUUUAAUAUGUUCACUUUUAUAUUAAUUAUAUUACCCCGGGAAAAACAAUAAAGUUGUUCGUUGUUCA